Molecule: messenger RNA, 1827 nt
Organism: Pectinophora gossypiella (pink bollworm)
Lineage: Eukaryota; Metazoa; Arthropoda; Insecta; Lepidoptera; Gelechiidae
Product: putative transporter svop-1
Exons: 11
Coding region: 174-1742 (522 amino acids)
Biological process (GO): transmembrane transport
Cellular component (GO): membrane
Molecular function (GO): transmembrane transporter activity
Source: RefSeq, a predicted model, not a curated record
AAAUCCUUAAAUAAUCUUUCAUUUUACCAAAGGCAUUUCCUUUGAAAAGUCCAAAAUGUCGAGAAAAUAUUAAAACGUUAGUUUUGUUAAUAAAAGUUUUAAAAUUUAAUUUAAAUAAAAUAAGAAUAGCCAAGGCAAUUCCUGGUGGUUUUAGUGCUGUGAAGUGACAAAAAAUGGCUGAUGAUAAUGAUAACUCCAAAGCAAUGGAUCUGAACAGAAUUCCUUUUGAAGAGGCGCUGAAUAAAGCUGGUUUCGGCCUCUACAGCUUCAUCCUAACAGCUCUGGCAGGGCUGUCGAUUCUCUCCAGCGCCUGCGUAAUCUAUGGCAGCAGCAUUAUAGUGCCAACCAGUGCUUGCGAGCUUCAGACUACGCUUGCACAGCAAGGGCUGAUAGUGGCAUCGCCACUUUUAGGAACCAUAGUUGGAGCAGUGCUAUGGGGCUACUUGGCAGACACACGAGGCCGCCGCAAUAUGCUCCUAGUGUCCUUCCUGUCAGGUGCCAUAUUUAAUGCCCUCGCCAGUAUUUCUGUCAAUUGGGGCAUGCUCAUGGCUCUGCAGUUCGUUGCCUCCUUGUUGGCUUCAGGACAGUACAGCCUGGCAAUGACACUGCUGAGCGAGUGCGUGCCGCUGGCGCGCCGUAACCUGGUCGUGCUGAUAGUGGCCAGUAUCUUUCUGCUAUCACAAGGCAUUAUGGCACUAUUGGCGAUACCGAUCAUACCUCUGGAGUUCUCCUACCAUCUGCCUGCGCUGGACAUCUACUGGAACCCAUGGCGGACCGUCCUCCUGGUAUACUCUCUACCAAGCCUCAUCUGCCUUGUGUGGCUCUACUUCAUGGAAGAAAGCCCUAAGUUCGUCUUCGCGAAAGGUGAUGAAGAAAGAGCCCUAAGGAUCUUAACGGUCAUUCACAGGAUGAAUCAUAGAAAAUCCAAGGAAGGCCUACAGGUCAAAGGUCUCCUCUCGGAAACUUCACAAGCCUCAGGAGAAGACCAGAAACGACAAGGAAGCGUAAUCGGGCAAUUAUUCAAACCACCGCUAGCGAAAUAUCUCGCUAUUAUGACUACACUAUCCGUAUUUUUAAAAGUAAGCGCAUUCAUGGUGUGGCUGCCGACCAUAGCCAAUCAGUUUGUAGAGAUCGUUCGGACCGGUGAGGGUUACGACCGGACGCUGUGUGACAUCCUCUUGGCUGGACAAGAGGCACCGCCUAAUCCUGACCUGCCGCCAUGUGCGUUGAACGAAACUGCUCUUCUCAUAGUUUUCACAGUCGGGUGCUUGCAGUCAGUCUUCAAUAUUUGUGUCAGUCUAGUGAUAGACAAAAUCGGCCGCCGCAACACGGUGAUAGCGAUAUCAGCGACUUGUGGCGUCAGCGGAAUCGUCAUCAACUUUGUGCCCAAUGCGAUCGGAGGCGGCGUCUUCUUCCUCAUCUUCCUCCUGGGGAUGGUGCUGCUUGGGCUCCAGACUGCCAUGUCUGUCGCGCUAUUCCCUACACAUUUAAGGGCCAUGGCAAUGUCACUAGCCAUGACGGGUGGCCGUCUAACAUUGAUCGCGGUUGUCCAAAUCCUCAACUUCCUUCUAGACAACAACUGUAAUAUGGCAUUUUAUAUCUUUGCGUCUCUUCUUAUUGCGUCUGCGAUGAUAGCAGGUUUCCUCCCAGAUGAUCGGAAGUUGCGAAAUGUACAGCCACAAGUUGAAUCUAGAGAGGCGAUAGAAGACGAUGCGGAUGAACAUCUGAAAACUGCUAUGUAGUCUUUUCAUGAUUCCUCAAAUAAUAUUAGAAUUAAGUACUUACCAUACUAAAUAAAAAAUAAAAUAAAAAUAUUGUUUAUUUUUA